AUGAAAGAUAAAAAUAAAACUUCUUCAGCUAAGGAAGAAACAUCAAACAAUAAAUGUACAUUAUCUGCAGAUGAUUCGUUAUCUCGAAGUGAAUCUUGUUCAACUACAGGCCCAAAAUUAAAAUUACUCGUUAAAGCUGUAAAAAUAGAAAAUAUUGUUCAAAAAUUACUCAAUUGUUCCAAAAAUGGAGAUUGGACUUUAGUAGACCAACUAUUAAAACAUGUGGAAAAAUUUGUUCGAAAUUCAGAAAAAAAUGAUCCUCAUCCUCUUUCAGGUAUAUCAGAUCCGACCACCGGUAUGACACCAUUGAUGUAUGCUAUCAAAGAUGACCGUAUAUCCAUUGUUAAUCGACUAAUUGAUCUUGACGCAGAUUUGAAUGUUUAUAAUAAUGAUAAUUAUAAUGCACUCCAUAUAUCGGUAAUGAAUUCUCGAGAAGAAAUUGUCAAAAUAUUAUUGUCUAAUGGAGCUGAUGCUGCUGCACUUGGUGGUCCACAAAAACAAACUCCUGUUCAUCUUAUCACAAAAUUACCACAAAAUGGUUCAGGAAUAUCUAUACUUCGAUCUCUCUUAAAUACCUCUAAAUGUGAUAUUCGUUUAAUAACUGACAGAUUUGGAAGGAUUCCACUUUUUUUAGCAGUAGAAACCAACAACCAAUCUAUGUGUCGAGAAUUACUUAUGCAACAAGCUCUAAACCAACUUCAAGCAACCACACCUAUGGGAGACACUGCUUUACAUUUAGCUGUACGUCAACGCAAUACUGACAUCGCUAAAAUUCUGAUUGAUUAUGGAGCUCAAGUUGAUAUUCAAAAUAAUGAAGGUCAAACACCUUUACAUAUUGCAAGUGCAGAAGGAGAUGAAAUAUUGAUUAAACAUUUUUAUGAUAUGAAUGCAUCUGCAUCUAUACCAGAUCAUCAAGAUCGAACACCUAUGCAUUUAGCAGCAGAAAAUGGGCAUGCAUCUAUAAUUGAUUAUUUAGCAGAAAAGUUUCGUGCUAGUAUUUUUGAACGAACAAAAGAUGGAUCUACACUAAUGCAUAUUGCUGCACUUAAUGGACAUUCAGAAUGUGCUAAUAUGUUAUUUAAAAAGGGAGUCUUUUUACACAUGCCCAAUAAAAAAGGUGCACGCCCAAUUCAUAUUGCAGCACAACAUGGACAUGUGAAAAUUAUCAAAACACUUCUUCAACACGGAGAAAAAGUUGAUGUUACUACUAAUGACAAUUAUACAGCAUUACAUAUAGCUGUAGAGAAUGCUAAACCUGCUGUUGUAGAGACUCUUCUUGGUUAUGGAGCUGAAGUUCACGUUAGAGGAGGUAGAUUUUGUGAAACUCCUCUACAUAUUGCUGCUAGAAUUUCUGGUGGUGAUAGAUGUACUUUGAUGCUUCUUAAAUCUGGUGCUAGACCUAACUUGACCACAGAUAAUGGUCAAACUCCUGUUCAUUUAGCGGCAAGCCAUGGAAAUUUAACAACUUUAAAAUUACUUCUGGAAGAUGGUGGAGAUCCAAUGCAUAAAUCAAAGAAUGGAGAGACUCCACUUCAUUUGGCAUGCAGAGAUUGCAAGUCACUUAUAGUUUGUAAUUUAAUAGAUUUUGUAAAAGCAAGAAAAGGUAUUGAUAUGGCAACUUCUUACGUUAAUAGUGUAACUAAUGAAGGUGCAAGUGCUUUACACUAUGCUGCUCAAAUAAAACCAUCGGAAGUAUUAGAGCUCGGUGAAGAUCGAACUGUAGUACGAGCUCUAUUAAAUAAUGGUGCUGAUGUCUCUUUGAAAACGAAACAAAUGCAAGAGACCGUAUUCCAUUAUUGUGCAUUAGCUGGUAACAAUCAAGUUCUUCAGGAAAUGAUAAGUCAUAUGUCAGCAACAGAAAUUCAAAAAGCGCUUAAUCAACAAAAUAUUAUUGGCUGGACACCACUACUUAUAGCUUCUCAUUAUGGACAUAUGACAUUGAUUACGACACUUUUAGAAAAUCAUGCAAGAGUUGAUGUCUUUGAUCUUGAAGGAAGAUCAGCUUUACAUUUGGCUGCUGAGCUUGGUAAUCUUGAAGUCUGUGAUGCUUUAUUAGCCAGCAAAGCUUUUAUUAACUCAAAAUCCAGGGUGGGCCGUACUCCACUUCAUCUGGCCGCCAUAAAUGGAUGUACAUAUCUCGUUAAAUCACUUAUUCAAGAUCAUGGUGCUGUUAUUGAUGUUUUGACAUUGAAAAAACAAACUCCACUUCACUUAGCCGCUGAUACUGGUCAACUAGAAGUCUGUAAGCUUCUUAUAGAACUUGGUGCUAGUUGUGAUGCUACCGAUGAUUUAGGACAAAAACCUAUACAUGCUGCAGCUAUGAAUAAUUAUGCUGAAGUUGUUCAACUCUUCCUUCAAAAACAUCCUAAUCUUGUGACAGCUUAUACAAAAGAUGGAAAUACUUGUGCUCAUAUUGCAGCAAUGCAAGGAAGUGUUCGGGUUAUUGAAGAACUAAUGAAGUUUGAUAAAAAAGGAGUUAUAUCAGCGCGAAAUGAAUUAACUGAUUCAACUCCUCUUCAACUUGCUGCUAAGGGUGGUCAUGCAGAAGUUGUUAGAGCUUUAGUUCAAGCAGGAGCUUUAUGUACUGAAGAAAAUCGAACUGGUUUUACAGCUAUACAUUUAGCUGCGCAAUAUGGCCAUGGCCAAGUUUUAGAAGUCAUGAGAACAUCUCAAUCGUUGAAACUAUCAAGUAAAAAGCUUGGAGUAACUGCUCUACAUGUUGCUGCUUAUUUUGGUCAAACUGAUACUGUGAGAGAAUUAUUGAUUGAUAUUUCGGGGACUGUCAAAUCUGAUGCUCCAAUCGGCGGUUCAUUGGUAAGUGAAUUGGGCAAUGAAUCAGGAAUGACACCUUUACAUUUUGCUGCUUAUUCUGGAGAUGAAAAUGUUGUUCGAUUAUUGCUUAAUUCUGCUGGAGUACAGGUGGAAGCACAAACCACGGAAAAUGGUUUUAAUCCAUUACAUUUAGCAUGUUUGGGGGGUCACAUUGCAGUUGUUGGAAUUUUAUUAAGUAGAUCAGCAGAAUUGCUUCAUAAAGUUGAUCGUUAUGGUAAAACUGGAUUGCACAUAGCAGCAACUUAUGGUCAUUAUCAAAUGGUUGAAGUUUUGUUGGGUCAAGGAACAGAAAUUAAUGCUAUCGAUAAGAAUGGUUGGACAUCUUUACAUUGUGCUGCCCAAGCAGGUUAUUUAGAUGUAGUAAAAUUACUAGUAGAAAGUGGAGCUUCACCAAAAAAUGAAACAAAUUUCGGAAGUGCACCAAUUUGGUUUGCUGCUGCGGAGGGUCAUAAUGAAGUUCUUAAAUAUUUGAUGGAAAAAGAACAUGAUACUUACGCUCUUAUGGAAGAUAAAAAGUUUGUUUAUAACAUGAUGGUAUGUAGUAAGAGUCAUAAUAACAAGCCUAUUGAAGAAUUUGUUCUUUUAUCUCCGGCACCAGUGGAUGUUGCGGCAAAACUUUCAAAUAUUUUUAUAAAAUUAUCAGAAAAAGAAAAAGAACGUUCUAAAGAUUUAAUAGCAGCAGGAAAACAAUGUGAAGCUAUGGCUACAGAACUUUUAGCUUUAGCAGCAGGUGCAGAUUCUGCUGGCCGAAUUCUCACUUCAGUAGAUAAAAGGAAUAUCGAAUUUUUAGACAUUCUCAUAGAAAAUGAACAAAAAGAAGUUAUUGCCCACACGGUAGUCCAACGUUAUCUUCAAGAAUUGUGGCUCGGAAAGUUAAAUUGGAAUACAUUUCGUACAAUUCUAUUAUUUAUUAUUUUUCUUAUCUGUCCACCAGUGUGGAUUUGGUUUGCCUUACCACUGGGACAUAAAUACAGCAAUGUGCCUAUUAUAAAAUUUAUGUCAUAUCUAACUUCUCAUGUCUACUUAAUGAUAUUUCUUGCAUUAGCUGGUAUUAUGCCACCUUAUAAAUACAUGAGACCGAAUUUAAUGCCUUAUUGGUAUGAAUGGUGUUUAUUAGUGAUGUUAUCGGGACUUUUACUUCUUGAACUAACAAAUCCAAGUGAUAAAAGUGGCCUUGGUUGGAUAAAACUUGCAGUAUUAAUAUUUGGAAUUUUGGGUGUUGCAUUACAUAUGAUAGCUUGGAUAUUUAUGACCCAUAAUCGACCAACAUCACUUUAUCUUCGAAAUCAACUGUUUGCUCUUAGUUUUCUUUUAGCAUGCGUUCAAAUAUUAGAUUUUCUAUCAUUUCAUUACCUUUUUGGACCAUGGGCAAUAAUUAUCGGUAACUUAAUGAAAGAUUUGGCUAGAUUCCUUUCAGUUCUCGCUAUUUUUGUCUUUGGAUUUUCUAUGCUCUUUGUAGCACUUAAUCAAACAAUCGUCGAUGAACAUUUAUCUCAGCUAAUCAAUGUAAAUCAUACAUUUUCAGAAAUCACAAUAACACCAAUUCAUGCAUUUGAGGAUCUCUUUUUCGCGGUUUUUGGUCAUACGACAAGUGAUAAACUUAUUCAAACUCAAGCUGAACCACAUGAAUGGAUCAAGUAUCUUAUAAAACUAGCAUUUGGAGCUUAUUUAUUGGUGUCAGUAGUUGUUUUAAUAAAUUUACUCAUUGCCAUGAUGAGUGACACUUAUCAACGAAUUCAAGCUCAGUCAGAUAUUGAAUGGAAAUACGGUCUAAGUAAACUUAUUCGAAAUAUGCACAGAACCACAACUGCUCCUUCACCUUUGAAUCUUUUUUCAACGGGAAUAAUUGAUUGUUAUAAAUCUUGUAAACAACAUGUAGCGAAUAAACCAUUAUUGCUAGCUCACUUACUUAAAUCUAAACAUCCGCGACCACUAUCUCCUAGAUCAAAAAUGGCUGCUAAAUGGUUAACUAAAACAAGAAAGUAUCAAGUACAAUCAAAUGAAAAUACUCCAUUUGGGAAUUUUCAAACUUUUCCGGAAGAAACAGGGUUUAGUUCAUCAUGUAGAAUCGAGGAUAUCGUCAAUUGGGAUAUAAUCCGAAAGAAAUAUCGUAUAUUAACCCGUAAUGAACUAGAGAAAGAUGAUAAAAACAAAACUAAUAAUACAGAUGAUGAUAAUACAAAUGAUAUUGAUAAAUCAUGA
Messenger RNA from Chelonus insularis, 5034 nucleotides. RefSeq names its product serine/threonine-protein phosphatase 6 regulatory ankyrin repeat subunit A-like. The transcript is spliced from 12 exons. Bases 1 to 5034 code for a protein of 1677 amino acids. The record is from RefSeq and is a predicted model, not a curated record. Gene Ontology annotation, biological process: calcium ion transmembrane transport. Gene Ontology annotation, cellular component: membrane. Gene Ontology annotation, molecular function: calcium channel activity; protein binding. Lineage: Eukaryota; Metazoa; Arthropoda; Insecta; Hymenoptera; Braconidae.